GUAUGGACCAUUAAUGUGUACACUCCAAAAAUUGUCUAUUUGAAAAGAUGAAUUCAAAUGAGAUGAAGAUUCGAGGGGAAUUAGAAAUGGAUGUUGAAAGGGAUUUAGAGGAUGAAAUUAAAGAAGGAAUGUGCAGAUUAGCAUUAAGAUUACAUAGGCUUUACAAACAUCAAGAGGAAAGGAACACAAAGAAUUCAAUUGAUGACCAUGGUACAAGAGACAAUACACGAGGUACAAACACUAAAGCGCUCUCUGAAGUGAACAUAAAUAUAAAGAUGGAAGGAGGGACAAAGAUUGAAAUAAAAGAAAUCAAGAAAGAAGCACGUCAUCGGAGUUCUUAUAAGGCAUCGAGUAAGGUGCAGAGAAUGGUAAGCACUCGUCCACCAAAAUUUGACUGGACGCAGAGUUUAAGGUCUGGAUCGACUCCUGUCACUGGUUAUGAUAAGAUCGAUACUUUCAGAAAGAAGGUUGGUCAACAAAAUGUUAAAGUUGUCGAAAGUACUGAGAAAAAAUCUACUAAAGGUUUAAAGUAGAGAGGGGAGAGUUUAAAAUUUGGAAGUCAAUAACAUAAUGUUAAAG
Messenger RNA from Solanum dulcamara, 579 nucleotides. RefSeq lists its product as uncharacterized. The record is from RefSeq and is a predicted model, not a curated record. The coding region runs from base 48 to 533 and encodes 161 amino acids. The transcript has 2 exons. Lineage: Eukaryota; Viridiplantae; Streptophyta; Magnoliopsida; Solanales; Solanaceae.